Molecule: messenger RNA, 1256 nt
Organism: Zea mays
Lineage: Eukaryota; Viridiplantae; Streptophyta; Magnoliopsida; Poales; Poaceae
Product: Toll-Interleukin-Resistance (TIR) domain family protein
Exons: 2
Coding region: 284-991 (235 amino acids)
Biological process (GO): signal transduction
Source: RefSeq, a predicted model, not a curated record
GCGCCAGAGACGACGACAUCGACAUCGAGAGCGAGCAGCCGCCGCUACUAGCAAUCUCAAUCAGCUCCGACAGCACGCACGUAUCGCCGGUCGCUCUAGUGACCUCGUCGCCCUCUCGACGUGCUUUGCUUUCUCAGUGCUGCUUCUGCUGCACGAUCGUCUCGGUCGAUCGAUCGAGCCCUUCGGUCACACUAGCUCCCGCCCCCCUAGCUACAUUCUAGAAACCUUGCUCCGGUUCGGUUCGAUCCGAUCGAGGAGGGAAUUCACGCAUUCCGUCGAUAUAAUGGCGUCGUCCGCGCUGCCGCAACAGAGGUCGUCCGCCGCGAUCAGCGACGACGACGACCGCGCCAUCGCGUCGCGGCUGACCGCGUCGUUGGAGGUGGCGACGGGGAACGCCGAGCUCGCGGCGCGGUGGGCGGGGCGCGUCGACGACGAGAGGCCCGCGUCUUCGUCGCUCAAGAAGGAGUACGACGUGUUCAUCAACCACCGCGGGGUGGACACGAAGCACACGGUGGCGCGCCUCCUGUACGACCGCCUCGACCACCUCAGCGCGGGGCGGGUGCGCUCCUUCUUGGACAACAAGUCCAUGCGCCCCGGCGACAGGCUGCAGGAGAGCAUCGACGAGGGCAUCAGGCAGUGCAAGGUCGCCGUGGCCAUCUUCUCCCAGCGCUACUUCGACUCCGACUACUGCCUCCGCGAGCUCGCCUCCAUCGUGGAGGCGCGCAAGGUCCUCAUCCCCAUCUUCUACGGCAUCAAGCCCUCGGAGCUCGUCCUGCCGCAGGAGGUCGCCGACUUGUACACGAGCCAGGACGUCAAGCGCUUCAGCCUCGCCUUCCAGGAGGCCAAGUCAACCGUCGGUCUCACCUACGACCCCGCCACAGGUGACUUGGCGGACCUGGUGUUAAAGGCAGCAAACGCGGUGAUGGAGAGGAUUCAAGAAAUGGAACAGCGCGUUCCACGACGCCAGCAGAUGAUCAUUUCGAGGCUGUGAAUUUUUUUUAACGGAGCAUCGACUACUAUUCAGACCACAGCUUCUUGAAGAGGUGGCCUGCAUUCGGUGAAUAAUGACUCAUUAACAUGGAGGGAUUGGUUCAUUUGAUUGUUUUUGCUCAUUGUAACAAUGAUUUGUUUUUUUCGUUUUAAAUUUAGAGGUUUUGGUCUUAAUUUUGGUAAUUAGACUUGGGGCGGUAGAAUAAGCUAUCACACGACUGACCAUAAAACAGUCCUUCGAAGAUGUGGCCUUUGCAAAUAAUGAC